This is a messenger RNA of Fomitopsis serialis, 2523 nucleotides long. Its product is annotated as glucose inhibited division protein A-domain-containing protein. Gene Ontology annotation, molecular function: flavin adenine dinucleotide binding. The coding region runs from base 160 to 2142 and encodes 660 amino acids. Gene Ontology annotation, biological process: tRNA methylation; tRNA wobble uridine modification. Gene Ontology annotation, cellular component: cytosol. The record is from RefSeq and is a predicted model, not a curated record. The transcript is spliced from 18 exons. Lineage: Eukaryota; Fungi; Basidiomycota; Agaricomycetes; Polyporales; Fomitopsidaceae.
CCGAUCCAAACAACCACCCGACUUCAGCCACCCGUCACUGACUUCGGGAUCCUUAGGCUAUUGCACCUCCACGUCGGCACGUACAGGUGUAGCUCGCAGGCCCACACAGUAACGAGGAUAUCUUCUCCUGAAUCAUAAAACCCGCUUGAUAGCUCCCGGAUGCGUAGUGCCUACAGAAGUCUGGUGCGGAGAAGUAAUUUCAGCAAAAGACUCUUUGCCUCGCUUGCCGAGGGACAGCCGGCGUAUGAUGUCUGCAUCAUUGGCGGAGGUCAUGCAGGCUGCGAGGCGGCAGCGGGUGCGGCAAGAGCGGGUGCGCGGACAGUGCUGUUAACUCAGAAACUGGACAACAUCGGCGAGCUCUCCUGCAACCCGUCUUUUGGUGGAGUAGGGAAGGGGACCCUGGUGCGAGAAGUUGACGCGCUUGACGGAGUUUGUGCACGCGUUGCGGAUAAGGCUGGUAUUCAGUUUCAGAUUCUAAACCGCUCGAAGGGACCCGCAGUGUGGGGCCCUCGAGCUCAGAUUGACCGCAAGCUGUACAAGAAGCACAUGCAGGAAGCUUUGCACGGCUACCGUAACCUCGACAUCCGUGCGGCGAGUGUCUUCGAUCUCGUCAUCAAUCGUUCGCCAGAGGGGCCCUCCGGGAGCUGGGGCAAGAUUGAAGGUGUCCAACUAGACUCCGGGGAGAUCAUCAAGUGCUCCCAAGUCGUCAUAUGCACGGGCACGUUCCUGUCCGGUGAAAUACACAUCGGCAUGAAGCGAUUUCCAGCUGGCCGCAUCAAUGAAGCGCCCUCCGUCGGCCUCUCAGGGUCCCUCAGAAGUGCAGGCUUCCAGCUCGGCCGACUGCAGACAGGCACGCCAGCGAGGCUGCUCAAGGACAGCAUCGACUUCACGCAGAUGGACGUCCAGAAAGGAGAUGCUGCUCCGCACCCAUUCAGCUAUAUGAACACCACCGUUGACAAUGCUGGCGACCAAAUAGACUGCUAUUUGACACGAACCGCGCCGGCGACACAUCAGGUCAUCCGAGAUAACCUGCAUCUCAGCUGCCACAUCCAGGAGACGAGGAACGGCCCUCGUUACUGCCCCUCGCUCGAGUCCAAGGUCCUGCGCUUCCCUCAGAAGGAGAGUCAUCGGGUAUGGCUCGAGCCUGAAGGAUACGACUCGGACCUCAUCUAUCCGAACGGGCUCUCGUGCAGUAUGCCCGAGGGCGUGCAAGAGGUUCUGUACCGCACAGUCCCCGGACUAGAGAACGUCAAGCUUGUACGGCCUGCGUAUGGUGUCGAGUACGACUACGUCGAUCCGAGAGAGCUGAGACCUACGUUGGAGACCAAACGAAUCAAGGGUCUGUUCCUCGCGGGCCAGAUCAACGGGACAACUGGAUACGAAGAAGCCGCUGCGCAAGGGGUCUUGGCGGGCAUCAACGCAGGGCUCGCCGCGGUCCAGCGGCCACCGUUGAUUCUGUCUCGUGCAGACGGCUAUAUCGGUGUUAUGGUCGACGACCUCAUCGUCAAGGGAGCGGAGGAGCCUUAUCGUAUGUUCACUUCGAGAUCGGAGUACCGCGUGUCGAUCAGAAGUGACAACGCGGACUUGCGUCUGACUGGAAAAGGACGCGAGGCGGGGGUCGUCUCAGAGGAGCGUUGGUUGUGGUUUGGACGGACACAAGGCGAAGUACAGCGCGUCACUGAGGCGCUCCAGUCGUACACGCUCACUCCACACCAAUGGAGAAGACUCGGCUUUGACGUCAAACAGGACGGCAUCUGGAGAAGCGCCUACGAGAUGCUCCACAACCCGAACAUCAAAAUCAGCCAGUUGUUCGAAGCUGUCCCGGACCUCACCUCCGUCGAGCUGCAGGUCCUUGAGCGGGUCGAGAACGAGGCUGCGUACAAGAUCUUCUUACAACGACAAGAGGCCGACGUGCGUGCCUUCAUGGACGACGAGUCGCUCGUACUCGAUCCAAGCCUUGAUUAUACGUCAGUGGAUGGACUGAGUCUUGAGGUCAAGGAGCGGUUGCGGCGCAUUAGGCCUACGAGCUUCGGUGUUGCGAAGCGUAUGGAGGGGAUGACGCCGGCCUCUCUGGUCGUUUUGCUGAGAUACGCCAAGCGCAUGCAUGGUCGGGCUGCCGCUCUGGGUUCUGUAGCGACGUAGACCAUGAGGAUGUCAAAAUUACUUGUACUCAUGAUGCUUUAGUCCACGGUUGUAGUGUCGCUAAUCUUACACAUGCUAUGAUAUACGUUGUUGUCAGUGUCCCAGAUUAUCCAGAUGCUUUUGCUUGGAAAUUACUGGCUUGUCUCCCUCUCAGACCUGAUGUCUCGGAUUUGGACCGCUAGAUCAGAAGGCCUACUAUAUAGCAUGGUAGUCGAUGGAGCUCGCGAGCCUCAACCCAUCAUACAGUAUGUACAGUACCAUAAAAGCACAGUAUCAGUUCUACAAUAGUGGUGUCCGCGGGUUAGCAUCCCGUAUUGUUUGUACAUAUAUCUUUUGCAGCGAAUUCCGAUCCGCCUUUGGGCGGGUUGCUCUUGAGGAGGA